GGUCACCCCGACCCGGAAGCAGUGUGGCGCGCUGGUGGCGAUGAUCGGCGGCGGAGCUUGCGGGAGGCUCCUGCGGGGGUCAGCCUCGCGCUGGCCCCGUUGCUGGGUGCUCGAGUGCCGCCUGGGGUCGUCGUACCCCGGAGGCGGCGGUGGCGGCGGCGGCGGCGGCGGCGGACCCGCCAACGUGUUCGACCGAAGCAUGAAGAAGAGGCAGAAGGAGUGGGCGAACGCAGUCCACGACUCCCACAAGUACGACUACCUCAGAGAAGAGGUCGGCGCUCGAGUGGCGGAUCGCGUGUACGACGUGGCCAGGACCUUCCCGCUGGCCUUGGAGAUCGGCGCCGGACGAGGCUACGUUGCGCAACAUUUAAGCAAGGAGACGGUGGAGCAUUUGCUUUUGACCGACAUCUCCCAGAGCGCCCUGAGGCAGAACGCGGGCGGCGACAUGCGCUGUCACGCGCUGGCUGCCGACGAGGAGUUCCUUCCUUUCCGGGAGAAUUCUUUCCACCUGGUGCUCAGCAGCAUGAGCCUGCACUGGGUCAACGACCUGCCCGCCGCGCUCGGCCAGAUCCACGGCGUCCUGAAGCCCGACGGCGCGUUCAUCGGCGCCAUGGCCGGGGGCCAGACCUUGUACCAGCUGCGCUGCUCGCUGCAGCUGGCCGAGACGGAGCGAGAGGGAGGAUUGUCGCCGCGCGUCUCGCCCUACGCCGCCGUCGCCGACCUGGGCAACCUGCUGGGACGGGCUGGCUUCAACCUGCUCACCGUGGACACUGACGAGGUGCAGGUGAAUUAUCCCAGCGUGGUGGAGGUGAUGAUGGACUUGCAAGGUAUGGGCGAGAGCAACUGCGCUUGGAACCGCCGCUCCAUGUUGCGUCGAGACACCAUUUUGGCGGCGGCGGCUGUUUACCAAGAAAUGUACGGCGAGGAGGACGGCUCGGUCCCGGCCACUUUUGACGUCCUCUACAUGAUUGGCUGGAAAGCUCACCGCUCUCAGGCCAAAGCGGCUAAGCGAGGCUCGGCGACCGCCUCCUUUGGAGAUUUGUCCAAGAUCGGGCGCAAGGACGACGCUGGCGAGUGAAAUGUGGUGCGUUUGUGUCCAAUUGCAGAAGCCCGCUGCAGCUGUCAAGAUGUGAGCGUGAGUAGCUGGCGGAACGUUCAGCAAACGUCUCCAAAGUGGCUACCGGAGGCACUUGAUUUGUUUUUGUGUUUUUCCUUUAUCGCAUUUCUUCGCUCACAACCUGACAAACUAUUUCAACUGUGUUUUUCCUCAACCAAUGAAUAAAUGUUGGUCCGAUCGAA
Molecule: messenger RNA, 1299 nt
Organism: Syngnathus typhle (broad-nosed pipefish)
Lineage: Eukaryota; Metazoa; Chordata; Actinopteri; Syngnathiformes; Syngnathidae
Gene: ndufaf5
Product: NADH:ubiquinone oxidoreductase complex assembly factor 5
Exons: 11
Coding region: 41-1078 (345 amino acids)
Biological process (GO): mitochondrial respiratory chain complex I assembly
Cellular component (GO): mitochondrion
Molecular function (GO): S-adenosylmethionine-dependent methyltransferase activity
Source: RefSeq, a predicted model, not a curated record